Aquila chrysaetos chrysaetos is the source of this 3125-nucleotide messenger RNA. Its product is annotated as pre-mRNA 3'-end-processing factor FIP1-like. The transcript is spliced from 16 exons. Gene Ontology annotation, molecular function: RNA binding. Gene Ontology annotation, cellular component: mRNA cleavage and polyadenylation specificity factor complex. The record is from RefSeq and is a predicted model, not a curated record. Lineage: Eukaryota; Metazoa; Chordata; Aves; Accipitriformes; Accipitridae. The coding region runs from base 16 to 2160 and encodes 714 amino acids.
CGCUCCCCACGGCGCAUGCGCCUUGGGGCCGCGCAUGCGUUCCCCGCCGCUCCGUCCUCCGCCGCGGCGGCUCUCUCAGGGCCCGGCUCCUUUUGUAACGGCGGAGCGGGCGGCGCUAAGGCCCGGCGGCGGCCUCCGCUCCCACGCCGGGGGGUCUCGCCCUCCUCCGCGCCUCCCUUUCCCCCCCCCACGCCCACCCGCCCACCUCCCCGCCCGCGGGAGCCAAAGAAAGAGCAAUGGCGGCGCGUUAGCGAGGCGUCCUCGGCGCGGCCCGGCGGCUGCGGACCUUCCCCGCCCAGUGCCGACCGCGGCGGAUGCGCGCCUCGCCUCAGGCCCCGGCGGGAGCCUAGCGGGGCCCCGGCGGCCGCCUCCGCUUCUCCUCCUCCUCCUCCUCCUCCUCCUGCUGCGGGCGCGGGGGAGGGCGGGCAGCUCGGGGCGCCCCGCUCCCCUCAGCCCCGCGGCGCGGCGGCCAUGGCCACCGAGCUGGAGCCGCCGGCGGCUGGCGCCGUGCCGGGCGCGGCUCCGCUGGAGGCGGAGGAGGACGAGGAGCACUGGCUCUACGGGGAUGACACCACUGGUAAGCAAGAAGAUGGACCAAUUUCUGGACACACAGAAUCUUCUCAUCCUUUGCAAGAUGCUCCUCAGGAGAACCGGCCUGUCAGCAAUGAAGACCGAGAGAUGUCGCAACAUGCCCUUCCAAGUGGUGAAGAUGAUGAAGAUGACAGUGAUAGCGACAGCGAUGAUGAUGACGUGAAAGUUACUAUUGGCAACAUUAAAACGGGAGCACCAUCGUACAUGGGAACUCCUAUGAAUCUAAACUUAAAAACGGGUAGAGGCUAUGGAGCAUCUGCUUCAGCCAAGUUGCAGCCCAAAGGUAUUGACUUGGAUGCCGCAGGGAAUAUAAAUGGAUUGCCUGUUAUAGAAGUGGAUUUAGAUUCAUUUGAAGACAAACCGUGGAGGAAACCAGGUGCUGAUCUUUCUGAUUACUUUAAUUAUGGAUUCAAUGAAGAAACAUGGAAAGCUUAUUGUGAAAAGCAGCGACGGCUUCAGCUUGGACUGGAUCCUGCUCCUCCCAUCAGCACUGAAAAUAAGAUCACAGUUCAGCAAGGAAGAACAGGAAAUGCUGAAAAAGAAGUGGAAAACAACAUCAUCAAAACAGAAUUCAAAACAGACUUCUUGGCUCUGGUGGGAGGGCGCAUGAAGGCUGGGCCUCCUCCUAAUAGGAAGCUGGGUGGAACAAUUGAUGUGAUCGGUGGCCAGGCAGGCACAAUUAGGAGAGUAGAAGGAAGACGUCGUGAUAAGCAUGCCUCUGAGGAAAACCCAAUUCAGGUCCUUGGAGACCACGGAAGUAAGCCACAACCCCCACAGCAGCCCCAGCAGCCAUCACAGCCCCAACAGCCACCUCAGCAACAGCCGUUUGCACCACCAGCAGGCCCACCGCCUCCCCCGCUCGCUGGGCCACCUCCACCACACUUCCUCCACCCUCCUCCACCAGUUACUUCUGUUCCACCUCCCCUGCAUCCUCCAGGUCUGCCACCACCCGGUCCUAUUCCAGGGUUGUUCCCGCCUCCUCUGGCACCACCACCAGCUCUCCUCAUUCCAACCUUGGAUGGCCAGCCAGCCAGCUACAAUAACAGGCAGCCUCCUCCGUUUGGCUACAACUCUGCAGAUUCAGGUUUCAUCAGCUACCCACCCAUCUCCACGUCCCACACGCCCUGGGUGACGACGGUGGACAAAGGCACAAGCAGUUCCAGCAGCAGCCAUUGGGAGUACUCAGGCUCGAGGCGUGAGAGGGAGCGGGAGCGUGAGCGGGAAAGGGAAAGGGAGAGAGACAGAGACCGCACUCCGACCACUAGUGAAUACAACAAUGAUGAUGAACGAUACCGCUACUACAGCCGAGAGCGCAGCUACGACUUUGAGCGUGACUACCGCCGGAGUCGAGAUCGCAGCAGGGAGCGAGAGGAUCGACACCGAGAGCGCAGGCACAGAGACAAAGAGGAGAGCAGCAAGCAUAAGUCAUCAAGACGCAAGCAGCAUGAGAGCGAGGAGGGGGAGAGUCAUCGGCGUCACAAGCACAAAAAGAACAAGCGUAGCAAAGAGGAGAAGGAGGCCAGUGAAGAUGGUGCCCAGGAGGGAGAGGAGCAGGAUGCCAAGGAGUAACCCAGGCCCACUGUCAGCCAUCGGGAGGAACUUACUCCUUUUGAACCAGCGUGGCAUUGGUGAUGUUUUGUUUCGGGGGGUUGAUUUUUUUUUAUUUUUUUUUUUUCUUUCCAAGGGAAGAGAGGCUGACUCUGGGUGAGCAGUGAAGCAUGUUGCAGUGGUUUGAGAGCUGAGGCUGCACAUGCAGUUAAACUUUUUUUUUUUUUUUUUUUGAUACGAGACAAAAUACAGCAGUACUAGUAUACAAAGCACUGAGCUACUCUACUCAUAAACAUCCCUAGGGAGAACUUUGUUGUAUCAGAUCCUAUGGUUUCUGAUGGAAGAUGGCUUCAGCUGAAACUAAUGCAUUUAGGUAAUAGUUUUUGUUUAUUUUUUUGUCAUCAUCAUUCCUUUUUGAAAAAUAGGACAGUAAGUGUGACUUGAAAUUUAUUGUCCAAAGAAGAGUGUGAUUUAGAUCCUGAGAGCCAGCUUAGAGUCUGGCCUCUAGUAGUGAAAAGUCUCAUCCCGAAAUAAAUUUCUUUGUAGCUACAAAAAUACCUUCUGAUCUCUCUGUGGCCAGCCGGGCAGCAUGUGAGGAGGAACUGCUUUUACUGGUGGGUCACAGGGUCCUGCUUUGGUCUGAUGGCUUUGAGAAGCUGUCAUGUGUGUUUACGCAGGGUGUGCAAAGACUUCAAGCCUACCUUUUCUUUUUAUCCAUUGCAAAAAUAGUUCUAUCAUAUAUAUCACCUGAAAGUGGGAAAUCAGUGGAAGACCCACAGUAAGAGCAUGAGUCUCUCUUUUAUUAGUUUUGACUAACUUUUUUUUUAAGAGUUGAGCUAAAUAGUCUAGCGCAGUAGAGAACAUGAAGUCCCAUCUAGCGGUUUGCCCUCAUGGGGUUGGCUUAUUUCUAUUUGGUUAUCACCAACACUCCUGUGCAAUGCAUUCCUUCCCCCUAGAUCUCGAAAUAAAUUCAGUCAAAUUCCAAA